Molecule: messenger RNA, 1740 nt
Organism: Thecamonas trahens ATCC 50062
Lineage: Eukaryota; Apusomonadida; Apusomonadidae
Product: aminopeptidase Y
Exons: 2
Coding region: 1-1740 (579 amino acids)
Biological process (GO): proteolysis
Molecular function (GO): metalloexopeptidase activity
Source: RefSeq, a predicted model, not a curated record
AUGAGUUCUGACGAGGGCACUGGUGAUGGCAAUGCGGCGGAUGCUGGGCUCCUCACGGGCGUGUCGACCUUUAAGACCGGACACACACCGCCGGGCAUGGCGCGGUUCUUGCGGCGACAUCUGGUGUAUCGCGUCUCGCUCUGCGUUCUCGUCCUCGUUGUUGCUGUCCUUGUCCUUGCCCUAGUCUUUGCCCUCUCUACCUGCAGGCGCUCGCCGGCCACAAGCACGCCGGCACAGGGCUCCUCGUCAUCGCUGCCGCCAUUGGAUGGAUGGGCGGGCGAAAUGAGAGCGAGUGCGCUGGAGAGCAGCUUGCGCAAGCUGAUGGACAUUGCGGUGGCAAACGGCGGGAAUCGGGCGGCAGGCACGGCCGGGUACAACGCCUCGCUCACCUGGAUCAAGUCGGAGCUGGAGCAGCUGCCUGGCCUCAACAACGUUGUUGUCCAGCCGUUCACCAUUGACUCGUACCGAAAGUCCGGACCAGGCCGGAUGGCGCUGUGGGCGCACGCGUCGGGCAAGGACAUCCUCACCUUUGCCGAGUCCGAGGAGUACUCGGUCAUGACGUACUCGGCCAAUGGACAGAUUGUCGACGGCAAGGUGUGGGCAGUGCCAGGCGAUGGCUUUGGCUGCACUGCGGACGCGUACACAGGCAUGUCUGACAGCGCGGGCGGGCGUGAUGUGGUGGCGCUGGUGCGGCGCGGCGAAUGUGCGUUCCGUAACAAGGCCGAGGCUGCCAAGGCCAACGGCGCGGCCGCGGUGGUGGUGUACAACCAAGGCGACAGUGCUGGGCGGAUGGGCGUGUUUGGCGGGACGCUUGGCGGGCCGGUCGGCGUACCUGUCGUCGCCAUUGCCAACGCACCCGGCGAGAUGAUUGCGGCCUUGACCGAGUCGUCGCCAGACGCGCUGAGCAUGGAUCUCUCGAUUGCCAUGGAGCCGGUCACAAUAUACACCGCUAACGUGAUGGCCGACACGGUGUGGGGCUCCGACGAAUCGAUUAUUGUCGUUGGCUCGCAUCUCGACUCGGUCGAGGCUGGGCCCGGCAUCAACGACAACGGCUCGGGCACCUCGCUCAACCUCGAGCUGGCGCGGGCGGUAUCACGGCGCGGGCCGCCGGCGUCGGGUGCGCAGUCUAAGAUCCGCUUCGCAUGGUGGGGCGGCGAGGAGCUCGGUCUUCGAGGCUCGAGGGCGUACGUGGAAUCGCUCUCGGACGCUGACGCCGCGCGCAUCUCGUUCAACGCCAACUGCGACAUGGCCGGCUCGCUCAACGGGUUCCUCGGCGUCUACGACGCAGCGUCGGCCGACAACCAGGAGACGGGCCGGCCGUCGAGCUACAUCCAGGCCCAGUUCGUCGAGUUCUUUGACUCGCGUCGCCUCGCAUACCACCUCUCGCCGUUCACCGGCCGCUCCGACUACGGCCCGUUCCUCGAGCGCGGCAUCCCAGCCGGCGGCGGCGACACCGGAUCGGACGAGAUCAUCGAUGACGAGCUGCGCGCCCAGUUCGGGUCAUCGGUCGGCGUCCAAGCCGAUACCUGCUACCACAAGUCGUGUGAUACCCUCGACAACGUCAACCUUGACACCAUGCUCAAUCUUGCCCAAGCCUUUGGCCACGUCAUCGAGAAGCUCGCCGCCGAAGACAUUGCCACACUCCGGGCCCAACUCGAGCGACCGGCUACCCUCCCACAGUCCUCCUCACGGCAUCUCUUCCCGCGUUGGAUCCAUGGCGUGCAGCAGCACGAGACCUAG